AUGACGAUAAAUUCGAAGAAAACAAAAGAUAUGUGGAUAUGUUUUAACACAGCAAUACCGGCACCAGAACCAUUGGUCAUUGGAAACGAGAUAGUGGAAAGAGUAAAUUCUCAUAAACUGUUGGGUGUCUGGCAUCAAAACAAUUUGAAAUGGAACUGUCAUGUCAAGAACAUUGUAAGGAAAGCAAAUAAACGAAUGUUCAGUCUGAGAGAAUGCCGUAGGGCGAAUCUUCCUCCUGAGGUCGGUAUUACAUGUUACGAAUCCAAGAUUAGACCUGUUUUAGAAUAUGCAGCUCCGAUAUGGGGUGGUUUACCACAAUAUCUCAUUAAUGAAAUAGAGAGCAUUCAAAACAGAUGCAUCAAAAUCCUCGGCACAUCUCGGUGCAACUUUGAAACGCUAGAACAAAGAAGGGCACACCUAACUGUUAAGGAAUACCAAAGAAUUCUAAGUGAUCCGACCAACCCAUGUAAUAAACUUAUCCCCCAACCUUUUACCCAUAAACACGAUCUAAGAACAACAAAUAAUCUACCAUAUGUUGUAUCGUAUACUAAAAGACACCGGCAAUCCUUUAUACCUAGAGCUAUAUCCCUUUUAAAACAGUCCUAAAUUAAUUUUAUAGAAUAUAUAACUAGUAUAAACAUAAUAAUAAAAUUUAAUAAAAUCGAAUAAUAGUAAAAUUUCUUCUUAGCAAUUUUAACCUUAGCUUCUUGUAAAUCCAUUGUACAUUUUUAACCAAAGAUGGAUAUUAAAUGUUAUUAUUAUUACAGAGUACUUGUGUCUAAAAAUAACAUGUGGGCGUCCCACGGUCUAGACAGGUUUUGUGGCAGGCCCUAUUUCAAAUUAGGGCCUGAACUUCAGGUUAUUUAAAUUACGCUCCUGCUGUCUCCGAUUUUAUACUAAUAUAUGUGUCAUUUUUGUUGUGGUACGUUAAAUGAUAGAUUGCGCAUGCAUAACCGAUUUAAGCGUAAAAGUGCGCAUGUGCAACAAGCUUUUACACCCCACAAACAAAGAAGCAAAUGUUUUAGCUUAAAUUCGCUGAUUGCAAGUGGAGCGUGUUUGUCCAUUUUCAAAUUGGAACUAUGCGAUUACAAAUUAAUAGCAUGGCUUUUCGGGAGAUUAGUGAUUAAAUGACCCCUUACCCUCGUGCCAAGGGUAAGGGGUCAUUUAAUCACUAAUCUCCAGAAAAGCCAUGCUAUAUUACUUAUAAUUAUGCGUGUUGGACGUAAACAACAUAUCUUGUCUACAACUUUGGGAAGGUACAUGCAGAUAAAUCUUUCUGAAAUCCUUAGUUCUGCAUCCCUCUAUCUAAAUAAAAUCACAAGGACGGCAAUGCUAAGUCUUUUGGCUACGUCUCUGGGCCGAGAAAUAACUCUUUUAACGCGAUCAAGGUAUUUAAUUAAAACAUAAGUAACGCAAAGCCAACGGAUCGACAAAGACAACACUAAAAUGAAAUAUUUUCGAUGCAUGAGUUGCUGGUAGAAGACUUACAACAGGACCACUCUUUAGUAAUCUUAAACUAGAAAAAUAAAUCUUCACAUCAAAGACAAAUAACAGUGCCAUGCAAAGUAUAAAAUCUGCUCAGUAAACUUACGACGAGUGGAGAAAUGUGUGCAUGAGCUGCUUAUUUGGUGAUUACAACGUAUAUGAAAGCCCUCUUUCCAAUAAUACUUGAUAAUCAUACAGAAUAACACCAACUGAUAUAAUAUUUCAAACGCAAUGAUAAGUUACUUCAAAAACUGUGUUGGAAAUUUAAUUGCUAACCCAUUACAUAACAUUACCGUUUUACAUCGGUGUAUAAAACAUUUUGAUCGCAUGUAAGGAAUUAUUUCUCAGCCCAGAGACAUAGCCAAAAACUUCGCAUUAACGUCCUUGUAAUUUUAUUGAGAUAGAGCCAGAACUGAGGAUUUCAGAAAGCUUUAACUGUACCUUCCCAAAGUUGUAGACAAGAUAUGUUGUUUACGUCCAACACGCAUAAUAUAACAUAACUCAAAAUGAUUCGAACAAAACCGGUCUUUUGAUAAAAGGAAGACUGGUUAAUAGAAAUUGGUCUUUUUGAGUGACAUAAUCGUUUGUCGUCAUCGAUCCGUGUCGUUGGACAAUGAAAAAAGUUGUUGUGAAAUUAGUGAAGAUAAAAUUGUGAGAAAACUGCCAGGGGGGUAAGUUUGGACCAGCCUGCCCCUGGUUCUACCGGAAUUGUGUGCCCCAAGGUAGUGGUAUCCGGCUAGAUCUUUUUGAAGUGCCAUGAAGCUAUUACAAUAUGAACAUUUUGCUGGUCGUUUAGAAGCGAAUUUUAAUGGUAUCUUGAACUGGAAAUACAAAAAUAUAGCAAAAUAUGCAAUAAAAAACACAACUAUGCAGAAAUAACACCACGCAGAAAUUGUUUUUGACAUAAACAGUGAAAUGUUUGCCACAGUACUUAUGCACGUACAACCUUAGAUGAACAAGGUCCCCGGAUAACUCAGUUCAGGGUGCCCCCCCUGGAAACCUGCUUGCCUGGGUGCCCCGGCUCUUACAGGGUAGAGCUCAUAGGAGUAACGCCACUGAAAACAGCAGGUCUAUAGAACGGUAAGUUUUCGGAUUUAAACUCAGCGGGUUCGAAAGUGUUCCCGUAAAAAUAUUUCAGCUCCAAGACAGGUGAAAUAAAAAUCGCUUUCUAGACACUUUUCGAGGUCACAGCAUACGGGCUAAUUUUUUUUUUUUAAUCUUGUCUGGGUCAUAAGAAUUUUAAUUUUCUAAAGUUUUGAAAUGAACAGACUUGCAGAAAUACAUAUACCAAAGCAAUGGGUUAAACUCAGGUUCAGCGAUAAUCGCGCUUUGAACGUAUCUAUAACCUCCGUAUCUAUAACCAAUCAUGAGAUGGAUAAUUGCCUGUCCAUUUUUUGGCUUUUACGUGCGCUUGCGCGUGGGAUUAAUAUUAACGCGAAUACUGUUUUAAUAUUGUAGGCUAAUCUUAUGAUAACUUUGGAGCGUACUUUCCGUGGUUUUCCAUGGCUGUUUCCUGCAACUGUUAAAGAGGAAAUCAGAAUAGAAUUUAAGGAUCAAAGUUCACGAUCGUGGUUCACGAAGCUGUGGGAAGUGCUGUUUGAAGAAGUAGACGAAGUAAUGACUAACGCCACAGAAAAGAAAGAGGAGAGAUUGGAGAAAAUCGAAGGGAAAUUGAACGCAUUAUCGCGUAAAUAUGAAAUCGGAGAAAAGAAAAUUGAAGAACAACUGAACAAGAUUCAAACGAUGCUUGAAAAGAUGGAAAGUAAUAUUCAGCCAGCUGUCCAAUCCAAUCAAUGUAAGGAUACUCGUAAGUGA
Messenger RNA from Paramuricea clavata, 3300 nucleotides. Lineage: Eukaryota; Metazoa; Cnidaria; Anthozoa; Malacalcyonacea; Plexauridae. The record is from the annotation of a GenBank genome assembly.